AAAUCCACCAAAACAAUCUUAUUCUAAGUUCUAACCAACCAAUUGCAUGCUUUUCUCUACAGUCCUGUCCUGUCCCCAUAGACAAGCCAUGGCUGUAGUCAACCCCUCAAUCAUCUCUUCACUUCACAUUGAAACCUCUCAUGUUUUUCCAGUUUCACGGUCAACCUCAUUCACUCCGACAAGGUGGGUUCCCCCCUUCAGAUUGCUUUGUUUGAGUGGUAAAAUGGACAAUGUUAACGGUACAAGGAUUAAAGAAGGAAGAACUAUUCUGCAUGAUCUCUAUGAGAAGCACGGACAGAGCCCUUACUAUGACCAUCUCUGUCGCCCUGUUUCUGAUUUGCUGCCAUUCAUUGAGUCUGGAAUCAGAGGUGUCACUACCAAUCCAGCGAUAUUUGAAAAAGCUAUAUCAUCAUCAAAUGCUUACAAUGCACAGUUGAGGGAGCUGGUAGAGGCAGGGAAAGACAUAGAAAAUGCUUACUGGGAAUUGGUUGUGAAGGACAUACAGGAUACUUGCAAGCUCUUGGAGCCAAUUUACAAUGAAAAGGAUGGGGAUGAUGGGCGUGUAUCUCUUGCAGUUUCCCCCAAGCUUGCAAAUGAUACCAAAGGGACAAUUGAGGCAGCAAAAUGGCUUCAUGAAAUGGUUGGCUAUCCAAAUGUUUAUAUCAAAAUUCCUGCAACUGAAAGAUCCAUCCCUUCUAUAAAGGAAGUCAUUUCUCUGGGGAUAAGUGUGAAUGUCACUCUCAUAUUCUGUCUCCAUAGUUAUGAAGCAGUCAUUAAUGCUUACCUGGAUGGCCUUGAAGCUUCUGGCAUGGCUGAUCUCUCUAAGGUUUCAAGUGCAGCAGCUUUCUACAUCAGUAGAGUGGAUGUUACAAUUGACAAGAAGCUUGAGCAAAUUGGUACUCCUGAGGCUCUUGAACUCAGAGGAAUGGCUGCGGUUGCUCAAGCAGUCUUAGCUUACCAGCUUUACCAGAAAAUGUUUUCCGGUCCCCGGUGGGAGCACCUGGAGAGGAGAGGUGCCAAGAAGCAGAGGUUGAUGUGGGCCUCAACAAAUGUGAAGAAUCCAGCUUACCCUGAUACUUCUUAUGUUGAAUCUCUUAUUGGACCAGAUACGAUUUCAACCAUGCCAAGUCAAGCUUUUCAAGCAUUCAUGGACCAUGGUGUUCUUUCAAGAACCAUUGAUGCAAAUGUUUCAGAGGCCCAAGGCAUUUACAAUGCAAUUGAGAGGUUGGGGAUUGAUUGGAAUGCUGUUGGAUCACAGCUGGAACAUGAGGUGCUAGAUUCAUUCACAAAAAGCUUUGACAAUGUGCUUCAAUGCCUGCAAAAGAAGGCUAAAUCUAGUGAAUUCAUCAGCCAAUAGAUUUUGCUUCCAGGAUAUAUCAGUACAACUCCAUGCCAAAAGUAUUUGGCACUUUUCUUUAAUAAAACUGGAUGCAUAUGCAGCAUGGGAUUGAUGCUGUCAAAGCUUGGAGUCAAAAUAAAAUUAUAAACAGUGAUGAAUUAUAUUACAAUUUACUGUAUUUCUUUUAUUAUAAUUA
This is a messenger RNA of Lotus japonicus, 1535 nucleotides long. RefSeq lists its product as uncharacterized. NCBI's taxonomy places the organism in Eukaryota, Viridiplantae, Streptophyta, Magnoliopsida, Fabales, Fabaceae. The record is from RefSeq and is a predicted model, not a curated record. The transcript is spliced from 7 exons. Gene Ontology annotation, biological process: carbohydrate metabolic process; pentose-phosphate shunt. Gene Ontology annotation, cellular component: cytoplasm; intracellular anatomical structure. Gene Ontology annotation, molecular function: transaldolase activity. Bases 47 to 1357 code for a protein of 436 amino acids.